Molecule: messenger RNA, 1157 nt
Organism: Pocillopora damicornis (cauliflower coral)
Lineage: Eukaryota; Metazoa; Cnidaria; Anthozoa; Scleractinia; Pocilloporidae
Product: non-selective voltage-gated ion channel VDAC2
Biological process (GO): monoatomic anion transmembrane transport
Cellular component (GO): mitochondrial outer membrane
Molecular function (GO): voltage-gated monoatomic anion channel activity
Source: RefSeq, a predicted model, not a curated record
AAGAUUUCUAGCUUUAUUUUAGUGUAUCGUCCACAAAGCGUGAUAGGAGAACUGAUCCCACACACUAUUAUUGAUUUUGAAAGCGUGAAAGAAAAUGUCUGUUCCACCAAAGUAUGAUGACCUUGGUAAAGAGUCCAGGGAUGUGUUUGGAAAGGGAUACGGAUUUGGGUCAGUCAAGCUUGACUUAAAGACAAAAACAAAAAACAAUGUGGAAUUUGUAACCUCUGGUUCAUCUAACAAUGACACAGGAAAGGUGUUUGGUAGUUUGGAAACAAAGUACAAAUAUGCGGAUUAUGGUGUUACCUUGGCUGAGAAAUGGACGACAGACAAUUUCCUGACCUCGCAAAUCACAGUAGAAGACCAGAUAGCCAAAGGACUCAAAUUGGAAUUUGACACAAGCUUUGCACCCAACACUGGGAAGAAAUCUGCCAAGAUAAAGAGUGCUUACAAGCAGGAUUACUUCCAUGGCACUGGAGAUGUUGACUUUGAUUUUGCUGGUCCAACAGUUCAAGCAUCUGCAGUUGUAGGAUAUGAAGGCUGGGUGGCUGGUUAUCAGGCUGCUUAUGACACUGCCAAGUCUAAACUGAUUGGCAACAACUUUUCCUUUGGUUAUCGAGGAGGUGACUUCCACAUUCACUCCUCUGUGAAUGAUGCCUCUAGAUUUACUGGAUCAAUUUAUCACAAGCUUAGCAGCAACCUUGAUGCUGCAGCAGAGCUCAACUGGGCAUCUAGUAGCAGCAGUACUUCAUUCCAAGUUGGUUGCAAGUAUGAUGUAGACAAAGAUGCAUCUUUUAGGGCUAAAGUGAACAACAACAGCCAAGUGGGUGUAGCCUACACCCAGCGUCUUCGUGAUGGAAUCAAGCUCACUCUUUCUUCACUGAUUGACACCAAGAAUCUCAACCAAGGAGGACACAAAAUUGGUCUGGGUCUGGACAUGGAAGCUUGAGAAGUUGGCAGUGAACUUUUCUCCUACAAUAAAACAACUGCUGAGUGAAGCAGUGUGUACUGAAAUUUAGUUUUUUUUUCAUUCAGUGUGAGAAAGCUUCUGCUUUACAGAGCGAAUGCUUUAAGGGCUAAAAUAUGUGUAAAGUCAGGCAUGCAUGCAAUUGAUUUGUUUUGAAUAAACUUCAAAGUAACCUGUUGCUUUCUUAUCCCAA